AAUUUUCGAUCAGGUAAUGUAUCUUUGAAUAAAUACAGAUUAGGACUGGCUAGUGGGUAGCACGAGUAGAUGCAAUAUCUUUUGUAUACAAAUUACAAGUUUAAAUAGAUAGUGAACUUCUUUAUCCAUGCAGCAGUGUGCAAGAACUGUUGAGUUUUAGUUUGAGCCACUAGGUAAUGUAAGUACUAUAGGGCUGCCACAAGUUUCUAAGGCCAAACUAAGACAUUUUUAGUGCACCAGACACUAUAAAUGUGCCAGUAUGCCCUUAAUCUAUAGGUGAUAGUUCCUGUGUCGCUUUGUAUUUGGGUCUACAUUAUCUUCUUAAAUUCCCAAACCUUUUGUUGGUUAUUGAAAGCAAUCAGGACAUUUUGAACAGGUGACAUACUUCAAAUACCAGCUUAAAUGGCAAUCUUAAUGCAUAAUGGGAGGUUGUCGUUGUUCAUAUCGUAACUGCACAAUAAGAACAGAUGGCACUACACACAUGUUCCACUAUCCCGUGUUUGAUAAAGUCCGCUGCCAUCAAUGGUUGACAAAUGCACAGAAACAUGAAUUUUUGAAUUUAAAAGUUUCUCAACUUAAAAAUAGAGUGAUCUGUCAACACCACUUUAAGAAUGAGUAUUUUAUGAACUUCAAGAAAGACAAGUUGACAUUUGAUGCAGUACCAACUUUAGAUGGGCCUUUUUGUGAUCCUGGUCAGUAUGCAGACACUACCACUUCACAAGAUGAAGCCAAAAUAUAUCCAAUAUCACUUUACGAUAUUGAGACUGAGUAUUUAACACUUUAUGAAAAAAAAGCAAAUUUUUCUGUGAAAUAUGGAGAUUUCUUAACAAAUUGUGAUCUAAUGGAUAUGGGUAGUUUUAACCAUGUCAACAGUAGUAAGACACUUACUUCGCAUAAAGGUAAACACAAAAGAGGAAAGAAAAUUAAAGAAUCCCAUGGUAUAAAUUUAAAUGACAAUGUUAAUAAAUUGCCAGAUUCGACAACAAUAAAUAUAUUACAAAAUAAAUCGUCAAGUAUUAAUGAGGAUACUCAAACACAGUUAGAAGGCCUUAUUCCAGCUGGAUAUUCAUUUAUACAACCAAAUAUCUUAGAAUAUGAUGGAUUAAAUUCUAACCUAAAUAACCAAUGUGAGAAAAAUAGUAAAAACAUCAACAAUGACGAAACAAAAGCUAUUCAAAAAGAUAGUAAUGUUAGUAACCCCAUGAAAAAAGAUCUUCCACGAGAGAGCAGAGUAAAAAUAUUAUCAGAAAAGAAAAUAAGUGAGCCAGUGCCCAUAGCAGGUAAACUUGAGCCAGUCUCACCAUCAUUAAUUUUGCGUUUGCCAGAUAAAAGAAAUAAAAAGAAGACUCCAGAAGAUCUUACUAACACUACAAAGAAAGAUGAAAUAAAAGCGACAUAUACCAAAAUUCUUAACAAUAGCAAUGAAAUGUUAUCAAUAAAAGAAGUUCCUGUUACUAAAAUAAAGGAGAAAGACGAAAACAAGGCAGGAUUUACCAAUAUUUUAAAUAGUAAUACUGAGUAUAUUUCGUCAAGUAAAGAAGUUCCUGCUAUCAAGAUGAAGGAGGAAGGGGAAAACCAUGCAGGUUAUACCAAAAUUUUAUACAAUAAUGCUGAAAAUGUAUCAUCAAGUAAAGAAAUUAUUGUUAUUAACACAAGAAAAAAAGAUGAAAACAAAGGUGAAUUUUCCAACAAUCUAAACAAUAACACUGAGAAUGUAUCAUCAACUAAAGAAGGUACUGUUCCUAACUAUCAACAGCAAUCAAGUAACCACUGUUUGCAAGAAAAUGAGAAAAAUAAUGAAACUAAUGGGAUAUCUUCCAAAAAAUCUCUUUUGAAACCCAAAAUUAAUGAAGUCAGAAUGGCUGCUAUUAAAGAAAAGAGGAAAUUUAACAUGAAACUCAGAGAUAUAAUUGAAUCAUGUCUAGAUAAAAUGGAUGAUCAAGAAAGUGGACAAACAGAAAAUUCAACCAUAAAAAAUGAACAAGUCAGCACAUUCCUCUCUAAAGAUCCUGCAUUGCCUAAUAUGCAAGAUUAUACUCUUGCAUUUUUAGAGGCUAGAAUAAAAAGAAUGGAAGAAGUUUUAUUAAAUAAGAUAGAUCAAAACACCCAAAGAAUUGUAGAAUUGAAAAAUUCAGUUUUAACUUCUGCCAAAAAAUCGGCUUUCACACAAACUACACAUAAUGAGGAUUCACAUAAAAAACAGCUCUACAAAGAAAUAUCAAAGUACUUAAGUCAAAAUGCAAGUUGUUUAAUUUAUGAAGAGCUGUUUUUGAAUAAAUAUGCACAAAGCUCUUCACAAAACUCACCCUCUCCAAAAAGACGUAAACGGAGAUGAUGAAUAUUUUUAUUUAAAAUAAUUAUAGAAUUCUUUUUGUAUAUUAAA
Molecule: messenger RNA, 2383 nt
Organism: Manduca sexta (tobacco hornworm)
Lineage: Eukaryota; Metazoa; Arthropoda; Insecta; Lepidoptera; Sphingidae
Product: M-phase inducer phosphatase
Exons: 3
Coding region: 422-2335 (637 amino acids)
Source: RefSeq, a predicted model, not a curated record